AUGCUUGUAUGGCUCUAUCAGGCUUGCUCAAUAUCUAAAUUUUCGCAAUAUUCUCCUGAUUACAGCGAUCUUGAAACUCCAAAUCACCGUUUUCACCCUUUUGUUGAUACCGUCUAUCCAGCAAGUUCUACUUUUAUGGUUGUAUGGCUCUAUCAGGCGUACUCAAUAUCUAAAUUUUCGCAAUAUUCUCCUGAUUACAGCGAUCUUGAAACUCCAAAUCACUGUUUUCACCCUUUUGUAGAUACCGUCUAUCCAGGAAGUUCUACUUUUAUGCUUGUAUGGCUCUAUCAGGCGUACUCAAUAUCUAAAUUUUCGCAAUAUUCUCCUGAUUACAGCGAUCUUGAAACUCCAAAUCACUGUUUUCACCCUUUUGUAGAUACCGUCUAUCCAGGAAGUUCUACUUUUAUGCUUGUAUGGCUCUAUCAGGCUUGCUCAAUAUCUAAAUUUUCGCAAUAUUCUCCUGAUUACAGCGAUCUUGAAACUCCAAAUCACUGUUUUCACCCUUUUGUAGAUACCGUCUAUCCAGGAAGUUCUACUUUUAUGCUUGUAUGGCUCUAUCAGGCGUACUCAAUAUCUAAAUUUUCGCAAUAUUCUCCUGAUUACAGCGAUCUUGAAACUCCAAAUCACUGUUUUCACCCUUUUGUAGAUACCGUCUAUCCAGGAAGUUCUACUUUUAUGGUUGUAUGGCUCUAUCAGGCGUACUCAAUAUCUAAAUUUUCGCAAUAUUCUCCUGAUUACAGCGAUCUUGAAACUCUAAAUCACUGUUUUCACCCUUUUGUAGAUACCGUCUAUCCAGGAAGUUCUACUUUUAUGCUUGUAUGGCUCUAUCAGGCUUGCUCAAUAUCUAAAUUUUCGCAAUAUUCUCCUGAUUACAGCGAUCUUGAAACUCCAAAUCACUGUUUUCACCCUUUUGUAGAUACCGUCUAUCCAGGAAGUUCUACUUUUAUGCUUGUAUGGCUCUAUCAGGCUUGCUCAAUAUCUAAAUUUUCGCAAUAUUCUCCUGAUUACAGCGAUCUUGAAACUCCAAAUCACCGUUUUCACCCUUUUGUUGAUACCGUCUAUCCAGCAAGUUCUACUUUUAUGGUUGUAUGGCUCUAUCAGGCGUACUCAAUAUCUAAAUUUUCGCAAUAUUCUCCUGAUUACAGCGAUCUUGAAACUCCAAAUCACUGUUUUCACCCUUUUGUAGAUACCGUCUAUCCAGGAAGUUCUACUUUUAUGCUUGUAUGGCUCUAUCAGGCGUACUCAAUAUCUAAAUUUUCGCAAUAUUCUCCUGAUUACAGCGAUCUUGAAACUCCAAAUCACUGUUUUCACCCUUUUGUAGAUACCGUCUAUCCAGGAAGUUCUACUUUUAUGCUUGUAUGGCUCUAUCAGGCUUGCUCAAUAUCUAAAUUUUCGCAAUAUUCUCCUGAUUACAGCGAUCUUGAAACUCCAAAUCACUGUUUUCACCCUUUUGUAGAUACCGUCUAUCCAGGAAGUUCUACUUUUAUGCUUGUAUGGCUCUAUCAGGCGUACUCAAUAUCUAAAUUUUCGCAAUAUUCUCCUGAUUACAGCGAUCUUGAAACUCCAAAUCACUGUUUUCACCCUUUUGUAGAUACCGUCUAUCCAGGAAGUAAUCAUGACCACUACCAUACGAUUGCCGGCAUUGUUGAGGAACAAUUACAUCGAGUUAUUACGCCACUUUAUGAAGCUAUCGAUUACCAAGUUCAGGAAAUUAUGAAAUUAAAGGAUGAAGUUAAACUUUCACGUACGGACCACUUGGUGGCUAGUGAGAUUGCCUUAUUAAGAGCGGAAAUCGAUUCCUUAACGAAAGCGUUACGAUGA
Trichoplax adhaerens is the source of this 1821-nucleotide messenger RNA. RefSeq lists its product as uncharacterized. The coding region runs from base 1 to 1821 and encodes 606 amino acids. NCBI's taxonomy places the organism in Eukaryota, Metazoa, Placozoa, Uniplacotomia, Trichoplacea, Trichoplacidae. The record is from RefSeq and is a predicted model, not a curated record. The transcript has 2 exons.